AUGGGACAAGAAGGUACACCGCGACGAUCUGCGGCUGGCCCACCUACCCGGGGAGAACCCUCCCUCGAGGAGGUAGCACCCACACCAGACACCGAGGGAGCGCCUGAGGGGGACACGCCCGCCGAGACCACCCCGACACGAAGCCCAACUGGUCAGAGCCGACCACGGACGCUCGUGUACGAGGACAUGACGGCCACACCGGCACCAGAGGUAGCCGACGAGCCCAGAGGGACACCUACCCACGAAGACGAGCCCCAAGGACCCCUCAUCGAGUGGCCUCCGGACACUGACGAUCCCACGACUACACCGAGACCGCCAGAAGACGGCGUCGAGACACUCUCGAUCACCGAGCUCCCGGACCCCCUCAGCACCCCGACAGAGGACGGCGAGGCUGAGACCAUUCCCGUGGUGACGGAAUCCGACGACGAGACCACUGAACUGGGUCCGCCUGGCAUCCCAGAGCGGGAGAGACGUCCGUACCACACUACGCCGCGUUCAGCCCUGGACGACCUACGGCCAGACGCCGCCACAUCGCCCCAGGAGCCCCCGGGCCUAAGAGACGUCCCAGGGAACCUCCCCCCGAGGAACCGCCGGCCACCCAGGUACCUGGACGACUACGUACGGGGGAAGGCGCCACGGGCCCCCGCCCACGUCCCACCACCUGGACUCACGACGCGGGACGCAUCAGAGCGCGGGCCCUACCAGCUGCUGGACCACGCCGACGAGCCAACACCCGGCUGUUCGACGCGGGACGCACCAGGUCCAGAGCGCGGGCCCUAUCACCUGCCCGACCACGCCGACGAGCCAACACCCGGCUGUUCGACGUGGUACGACCUGGAUCCAGAUUAA
Messenger RNA from Bacillus rossius redtenbacheri, 849 nucleotides. RefSeq lists its product as uncharacterized. The record is from RefSeq and is a predicted model, not a curated record. The transcript is spliced from 3 exons. The coding region runs from base 1 to 849 and encodes 282 amino acids. Lineage: Eukaryota; Metazoa; Arthropoda; Insecta; Phasmatodea; Bacillidae.